This is a messenger RNA of Anopheles cruzii, 1632 nucleotides long. RefSeq names its product mucin-2-like. The record is from RefSeq and is a predicted model, not a curated record. The transcript is spliced from 2 exons. The coding region runs from base 1 to 1632 and encodes 543 amino acids. Lineage: Eukaryota; Metazoa; Arthropoda; Insecta; Diptera; Culicidae.
AUGAAACACCGUGGCACGUGGUCCACGCCUUGUCGCCAGAAGAAAACGUGGAAACUUCUCACACUAGCGACCGUGUGCGGCCUCCUGAGCCUGUGCUGCCUUGCGAAGCCGGACGUGUCGCACCUGCUGAAGAAGCAGUCCACCGCCGGGGACAAGCAGAAACGUCAAAACGUCUUCGAAGCCAGCGUGACCGGGAAGGACGGUUCGGCCGGGGUGCCGUUCGCAUUGUUUCCACUGGAUGAGAACCAACCGUCCCCGUUCCGAAGGUUGGAAGAUCGACCCGGUUACAACUACGACAAGCCGGAGCUGCCGCUCGACGUACACCCGGACUCGAAUCUAGUGAGCCCGGUGUCGACCCAGGCGCCCGAGUAUCUGCCACCGGAUGAUGGCCAAGAGACGAUCGCGGUGAACGAGGUGGUGUCUCCGAGCUAUCCUGCCACAAGUUCGACCACACCACCUCCGACAACUACUACGACCGAGCUGACCACUACGGCGGUUCCGUACACUAGCGGUCUGGCCGUGUCCAGCACCAGCCAGCCACCCGAUGGCUACGAUUACAAAUCGCCCGAGGUAAUGCUGCCGACCAACAUCAACGAAGUGGUCGGUGAACCGAGUGACAUUAAUCAGCUGGCGACGACGACGGAAGUGACCACCACGACCACUCCGAAGGCUUCGCUUGAAUACCUGCCGCCCAAACCGCGCCCGGAACUGGUGGUUCCCAAGGGACCGGGAACUACAACGACUCCCGAACCAUCCACGACCAGCAUUAGCACAACGUUCCAGACCCCGACCGAAACUACUCGCGCACCGGAACCACCAUCCGUCUAUCCGGAUGCGUCCGCGUCCGUCUCCACCGUGGUACGGCCACAGCCGACCACGGAAGUUCCUUCAACGGCCGCCCCUGAGUAUCUACCGCCGGACAGUGCGGGCGGCUUUCAGAUUAUCGUCCGCGGUCGCUCCGAUACAGACGAUAACGAAGUGACUGUUGGAACCACCACAACGUCGGCCACAAUCGAACCCAGCACCACGCAGCAGCAGGAUGAGCAGCCCACGAGCACCGCGACCGUCAGUAGCACCACAGUUCUGGACGGGGAAACGGCCACCCCACAAGCGGACGCCUCGUCCGUGAUUUCGCUGAUCAAUCAGAUGCAGGAGGUGAACCGCGGUAUCGCGCCCCAGGAUGGCUUUGGGCCAGAUGAGGACGGCUCCUCGACCAGUACAACACCCGCCACACCGUCCACCACCGUCACCACGAACCAACCGACGGAACAGCCAUCCUCCGAAACACCGGCACCACCGAUCGAGGCCCGGAUUUCGCCGGACGAACCAACCGUGCCAUCGCUGAUCGAUCUGCUGUCAUCGGUGACCACCACGUCGGCGGCGCCCAACGAUACGAUCACGACGUACCGCCCGGCGGCCACAGAUUCCCCGGCGACGACGACCGCGCCGAUCGAAUCGAGUGCCGACGGGUCGGAAGUGCGUCCGAGGAUAGCGGAACCGGACGACGAUGGUGGUUACAACUACGAAACGCCGGACAACGCACUCGAUGUGCCGACGGCGAUCGUGCCCUCGCACACGCUCGAAGCCGAUGGGUACCACUACAAGGUGCCGGCGGUUCCGUUUCCGCAGUGA